AUGGUUCGCCACAAGAAAGACGGCUUCUCUUCCCGGGGCAAGCACUCUCAUCGUGGACCUCCCCGUGGACCUCCGCGAAACCCUCGACGGACCGAAUCCGACGACAACAAUGCCGCCGGCACUGCCUCGUCACAACCCCCCAGUGAUGCCUCCUCGUCCAGCUCCCGCCCCGCGUUCAAGGCCGCCUGCUGGGACCUGGGCCACUGCGACCCCAAGCGGUGCUCGGGCAAGCGGCUGAUGAAGCUGGGCCUGAUGCGCGAGCUGCACCUUGGACAGCGUCACGCGGGCGUCAUCAUCACGCCCAACGGGAAGCAGACGCUCUCUCCCGCCGACCGCCCGCUGCUGGAGCAGUACGGCGCCGCCGUGGUCGAGUGCUCGUGGGCGCGCACAAAGGAGGUGCAGUGGUCCAAGGUCGGCGGCAAGUGCGAGCGCCUGCUGCCCUAUCUGGUCGCCGCCAACACGGUCAACUACGGCAAGCCCUGGCGGCUCAACUGCGUCGAGGCUCUGGCCGCCGCCUUCGCCAUCUGCGGACACCUGGACUGGGCCACGCAGGUGCUCGCGCCCUUUUCGUACGGCUCGGCGUUUCUCGACAUCAACGCCAGUCUGCUGCGGAGGUACGCCGCGUGCGAUGACGAGGCGGCCGUCAAGAGGGCCGAGCAGGAAUGGAUGGAGCGGCUGGACAGGGAGUACGCUGAAAGCAGGGAAGAAGUGGAUUCCAACGACCUAUGGGCCGGGGGCAACAUGAACAGGAGAGCACCGGUUGAGUCGGACGAUGAGGAGGAGGAAAGUGAGGGUGAGAGCGAGGAUGACGAUGACGGGGAUGCAGGAGGCGAAGAUGAGGACGACGAUCGGCAGAGCAUAGACGGCAUCUACCUAGGGAGCAAACCACCGCCUGCAGGACAAAACGAACAACCACAGGAGCGAGACCGCUAUGCUCUUCCGCCCGACAGCGAAGAGGAAGAAGACGAUGACGCAGAAAUGGAAGCUAUCCGCCGUAAGAUCCUUGCUUCAAGACCCUUCUCCAACCCCGAACCAGAUGAAGCCACCAAGAAGGCAUUAGAAACCAUACCACGACCUCAGCCCCAUCAAUACAAACCGGACUCGGAUGCUGAGCCAGACUCGGAUAACGGGUCCGACAAUGACGAGUUCGACAGCAUUAUGGACGCCACGCCUAUCACUGACCGUAUCGGCCUAGCUAAGCUAGAAAAGGAGCGCGCGCGGAUUACAACGACCAGCAGGACAUUCUCAUCUGGGGGAGCUUCGGCGCCCAGGCGAUGGUGA
Messenger RNA from Canariomyces notabilis, 1281 nucleotides. RefSeq names its product DUF367-domain-containing protein. The transcript has a single exon. Lineage: Eukaryota; Fungi; Ascomycota; Sordariomycetes; Sordariales; Chaetomiaceae. The coding region runs from base 1 to 1281 and encodes 426 amino acids. The record is from RefSeq and is a predicted model, not a curated record. Gene Ontology annotation, biological process: maturation of SSU-rRNA. Gene Ontology annotation, molecular function: rRNA small subunit aminocarboxypropyltransferase activity.